This is a messenger RNA of Strongylocentrotus purpuratus (purple sea urchin), 1026 nucleotides long. Its product is annotated as ankyrin repeat domain-containing protein 50-like. The transcript has 3 exons. The record is from RefSeq and is a predicted model, not a curated record. Lineage: Eukaryota; Metazoa; Echinodermata; Echinoidea; Camarodonta; Strongylocentrotidae. Gene Ontology annotation, molecular function: protein binding. Bases 1 to 1026 code for a protein of 341 amino acids.
AUGGAUGAGCGAGCAGCAAAUAAGCUAGCUUCUGAGGUCGAUAAAGCCCUCUCCACGGCAGCUUUAGAGGGUCAUCUUCAUGUAGUUAAGUAUCUCGUUGGUCAAGGGGCACAGGUUGAGGGGAUUGAUAAUAAUGGUUGGACACCACUUCAUGCGGCAUCAAUCGGAGGUCAUCUUGACGUAAUUCAGUUCCUCGUUACUCAAGGAGCACAGGUAGACAGGGGUGGUAAUAACGGUUCGAUACCACUUCUUGGGGCAUCAUUCGGUGGGCAUCUUGGUGUAGUUAAGUAUCUCUUUGAUAAAGGGGCACAGAUUGAUACGCCUCAAAAAGAUGGUUCUACGGCUCUUAUGAUUGCAUCAGUUGAAGGUCAUCUUGACGUAGUUCAGUACCUCGUAAGUCAAGGAGCACAGGUUGAGAGGGGUAAUAAUGCUAAUAGGACACCACUUCAUCACGCAUCAUCAAAUGGUCAUCUUGAAGUAAUUCAGUACCUCGUUACUCAAGGAGCACAGGUUAAGAGGGGUGAUGAUGAUAGGGGUCAGACGCCACUUCAUACGGCAUCAUUGAAUGGGCAUCUUGACGUAGUUCAGUAUCUCGUUACUAAAGGAGCACAGGUUGAGAGGGACGAUAAUAGGGGUCAGACGUCACUUCAUGCGGCAUCAUCCAAUGGUCAUCUUGACAUAGUUCAGUAUCUCUUUGAUAAAGGGGCACAGAUCGAUAAGCCCGCAAAAAAGCAUGGUUCUACGGCUCUUCACUUUGCAUCACUACGUGGUCAUCUUGAUGUAGUUCAGUACCUCGUUAUUCAAGGAGCACAGAUUGAAAGGCGUGAUAAUGAUGGUAAUACACCACUUCUUGAUGCAUCACGCAAUGGUCAUCUUGAUGUAGUUCAAUAUUCUAUCGCUCAAGACGGCUACCCUCAAGGUUUUGGACAGCUAAAACUUGAGAGCGUCUGGUUGGCUCUGCCCCUGGACCUCACCCAGAAAUGCAAUGGCUUGCUGAUCCAGGGACCAUGGAGCACCUACUUCUAG